AUGUCGCAGCCCUCGACCCUCGCGGGGUCCGCAUCGCUCAAGCAACACAGUCCCGACGACGAGAAAAACGACUUGGACCACCCAUCUCCUAUAGGCAAUGAAGCAGAUUCAAAUCAAGAAGCACCAGCAGCUCUCAGUCCAUUGCAUCCAAGCCAGUUCCCCGACGGCGGCAAACAAGCCUAUCUUUGCCUUCUCGGCGGCUUCUGCUGUCUCUUCUGCUCAUUCGGGUGGCUCAACUGCCUGGGAGUGUUCCAAAACUAUUACCAACGCCACCAGCUUUCCGCAUACUCGGCUUCUACGAUAGCGUGGAUCCCGUCGGUGCAGAUAUUCGUCUUCUUCAUACCAGGGCCGGUGGUCGGGUGGUUCAAUGACAACCAUGGGCCCAAGUACUUGCUGCUAGUGGGCACAGUGAUGCAUGUGCUGGGACUGAUGAUGACGAGUUUGUGUGAGGAGUAUUGGCAGUUCAUGCUGGCGCAGGGGGUGUGUUCGCCGUUGGGGUUGAAUUGUAUAUUCCAGGCUGGGACCAGCACGAUACCGACAUGGUUCCUCAAGAGGCGCGGACUAGCCUACGGAGUCAUGGCAGCAGGCAGCGGACUAGGCGGCGUGAUAUUUCCCAUCAUGGCGUCCCACCUCAUCCCCUCGGUUGGCUUUGGGUGGACGAUGCGCAUCAUCGCAUUUACCAUCCUCGCGCUGAUGAUGGUCGCCUGCGUAACGGUCACAUCUCGUCUCCCUCCCAAGCCGCGCUCCCUUACGCUGCAAGUUCUCCUCGAGCCCUUCAAAGACACGCGCUUCAACCUGCUCACAUUGGCCGCAUUCCUCUUCUUCUUCGGGCUCUUCGUACCGAUAAAUUUCAUCGAAGUCCAGGCGCUCAACUCCGGCAUGAGUGCGAGGCUUGCAGGCUAUCUCCUCUCCGUUCUUAAUGCUUGCAGACAAAGCAUCUUCGGCCGCAUCAUUCCCGGCUUCCUUGCCGACAGGCUGGGUAGAUUCAACAUGCAAGUCCUCUUCUGCACCAUCGCGGGUAUCGUCGUGCUUGCACUGGGUAUUCCCGCGGCCAGCAACGCCGCGUUUAUCAUUUUCGCCGCGCUCUACGGUUUUGCAUCAGGCGCGUUUGUCUCACUACUACCCGCGCAGAUUGCACAUAUUUCGCCCGUGGAGCAGAUUGGCGUACGCGUCGGCGUCACAUUCGCGUGCAUCUCGUUUGCGGGACUGGUCGGGGCUCCAAUCGCGGGGGCUAUUGUUGAUGCAAAUGGUGGGAGGUUUUGGGGAUUGAAUGUCUUCUCAGGGGUCAUGCUGCUGGCCCGGUGCGCUGAUGUUUGGCGUCACAAGGAUGGAUGUCGCAGGGUGGCAGAUGGCAAAGAGAGUUUGAAAGGGUGGAUAAUUGGGGGGAUUGAAGGACCAGAAUACUUCUGA
Parastagonospora nodorum SN15 is the source of this 1410-nucleotide messenger RNA. RefSeq lists its product as hypothetical. The transcript is spliced from 4 exons. The record is from RefSeq and is a predicted model, not a curated record. Gene Ontology annotation, cellular component: fungal-type vacuole membrane. Gene Ontology annotation, molecular function: transmembrane transporter activity. Gene Ontology annotation, biological process: transmembrane transport. Lineage: Eukaryota; Fungi; Ascomycota; Dothideomycetes; Pleosporales; Phaeosphaeriaceae. Bases 1 to 1410 code for a protein of 469 amino acids.